Messenger RNA from Plasmodium coatneyi, 1347 nucleotides. RefSeq names its product Histone deacetylase. The transcript has a single exon. Gene Ontology annotation, molecular function: histone deacetylase activity. Bases 1 to 1347 code for a protein of 448 amino acids. The record is from RefSeq and is a predicted model, not a curated record. NCBI's taxonomy places the organism in Eukaryota, Apicomplexa, Aconoidasida, Haemosporida, Plasmodiidae.
AUGUCGAACCGGAAGAAGGUGGCCUACUUCCACGACCCCGAUAUAGGGAGCUACUACUACGGGGCGGGGCACCCGAUGAAGCCACAGAGAAUCCGCAUGACGCAUUCGCUAAUUGUGUCAUACAAUUUGUACAAGUACAUGGAGGUGUACAGGCCACAUAAAAGUGACGUGAACGAAUUAACCUUAUUCCAUGAUUAUGAGUAUGUGGAUUUUUUAUCUUCCAUUUCGAUGGAAAAUUAUCGUGAAUUUACCUACCAACUGAAGCGUUUUAAUGUCGGAGAAGCAACAGACUGUCCUGUGUUCGAUGGACUUUUCCAAUUCCAGCAGUCCUGUGCAGGUGCAUCAAUAGAUGGAGCAGCGAAGCUAAACCAUCACUGUGCUGACAUUUGUGUGAAUUGGUCAGGAGGGUUACACCAUGCGAAAAUGUCAGAAGCAAGUGGGUUCUGUUACAUAAACGAUAUAGUGUUAGGAAUUCUAGAGUUACUAAAAUACCACGCAAGGGUGAUGUAUAUAGAUAUAGAUGUGCACCACGGGGAUGGAGUAGAAGAAGCUUUUUACGUUACACAUCGAGUUAUGACAGUAUCCUUUCAUAAAUUUGGGGAUUACUUUCCCGGGACGGGGGAUAUUACCGACAUAGGAGUACACCACGGAAAAUACUACAGUGUGAAUGUACCCCUGAAUGAUGGAAUAACAGACGAUGCGUUUGUGGAUCUCUUCAAAGUAGUGAUAGAUAAGUGUGUGCAAACAUACAAACCGGGGGCAAUUAUAUUGCAAUGUGGGGCAGAUAGUCUUACAGGAGAUAGAUUAGGAAGAUUCAAUUUAACCAUAAAGGGGCAUGCAAGAUGUGUAGAACACGUUCGGUCGUAUAAUUUACCUCUUCUCGUUUUAGGUGGAGGAGGAUAUACCAUUAGAAAUGUGUCUAGAUGUUGGGCAUACGAAACGGGAGUUGUCCUUAACAAACACCAUGAAAUGCCUGACCAGAUUAGCUUAAAUGACUACUAUGAUUAUUAUGCCCCAGAUUUCCAGCUACAUCUACAACCGUCUAGCAUACCGAAUUAUAACUCUCCUGAACAUUUGAGUCGAAUAAAAAUGAAAAUUACAGAAAAUUUGCGAAACAUAGAACAUGCACCGGGGGUGCAGUUUGCCUACGUACCUCCCGAUUUCUUCGACUCUGAAAUUGACGAUGAGUGUGACAAGAACCAGUAUGAGUUAAAGGAUGAUAGUGGCGGGGGUCGUGCGGCGGGCACCAGGUCCAAGGAACAUUCUACCACGCACCACUUGAGAAGGAAGAAUUACGAGGACGAUUUUUUCGACCUCUCCGACAGGGACCAGAACGUCGUCCUGUAG